AUGUUGUUACAUUAUACAUUAAACAUUAUAAGUAAGGGGUCAGGGGACGUUCAUAAAUUAUGUAACGCAAAAAUCCGCGAUUUUGUACAUCCCCCCUUAACACGUGUCAUCAUAACAUUGGAGCUUGGAGCCUUAGACCCCCUCUCGCGUUACAUAAUUUAUGAAUGGUCCCCUAAUCGGGGUAUUUAUUCAGAUUUCGAGGGAUUUUCAUAUCCAACUCGAAUUUUGGAGACGGAUGGAAACACGUUCCUCCUCCUGGGUCAGAUUUUUUCGGACGCCAUCUACUUCUGGAUGACCGUGUUGGGCAGUAAGAAAACAGCGGAAAAGUACUUGUUUGAGUUCAAGGUGUACAAACCGACGAAAGGAGAGAAGGAGGUCAAUGUGCUGUGGACCAUUCCGGUCUUGGCGUUUCAAGACCGACCAAAGUACGUGGUGGGGGCGCCCUUCUAUGUAAAAAUCGUGCCUGGAAUGGCCCAGGAAUUUGGAAUUGAAGGGCUCAAGGCCAAAUUGAAGCGAUAUAUUCCCUCCGCAUACCGAAUUUUGUAGGAAAUUUGGCUUAAUAAGGAGUGUUAAGGUAAUAUGACGUAAUAAAUUUGAUGGUAGAAAUAUUGGGGAUGCGGAACCGCAAUUUUAGAUUUCCCUAUCCCUCCAAGAUUAUUGAACUCCUCCCC
Molecule: messenger RNA, 671 nt
Organism: Folsomia candida
Lineage: Eukaryota; Metazoa; Arthropoda; Collembola; Entomobryomorpha; Isotomidae
Exons: 2
Coding region: 1-546 (181 amino acids)
Source: RefSeq, a predicted model, not a curated record